Drosophila suzukii is the source of this 2409-nucleotide messenger RNA. The record is from RefSeq and is a predicted model, not a curated record. NCBI's taxonomy places the organism in Eukaryota, Metazoa, Arthropoda, Insecta, Diptera, Drosophilidae.
UUGGUGUAAAAACCGCGAACUCUGCUGCUGGCUGCUCGAACAACUCACUCCGUUUUUGACUUUUGAAAAUUGUGGUUGUGGUUCGUCGCAUUUUGUCAUUUUGUAUAAAAAUUAAAUUCGUACGCGCGACUUUUUUGGCGAGUGUGUAAAAAUCACAGUAAAAGUCACAGGAGACCACCUUUUUCACUGACUUGCGUUUUUAAAGCAAUCCGGUUGGGUGAAAAGUUUAAAAACUGCCUGAAUCGUGAAUGUGACUCGAAGAAUCCCAUGUGCUGGCCUUUAUUUUAUUCGAGUGGACACUUUUGGCAAGCUAUUGCUGUAUCUCUCUUUUAUACUACUGGGCAGUGUUUUCACCCUGGUAAAGUGGUUCCAGUCUCCAGUCCCCAGUCCCCAGUUUCUUGGUGAUCGUCUCUGAAAAGCUUAAAAUGUCUGAUAACUUAAACGGCUGCCCCACCAACUCAAAUGGAAAGCGCUCCGCUGGCGGAGAAUCGCCCAUUGAUGAUCAGGAUGCCGAGUAUAUCGUAGAAAAAAUAGUCGGCAAAAGCUUCCUUGACGGCCGUCCCCAAGUCCUAGUCAAGUGGCAGGGGUAUCCAAUCGAGCAGAGCACCUGGGAGCCGCUCGAGGAGAUGGACAAGUGUCUCGAUUUGGUCAGCGACUACGAGCAGCAACUGUUCUAUGAUUGCCAGGAGAAGGCGAAGAUCGAGAGGGAGCUCGCAAAGGACGUGUACCCAAAAGCUGUCACCACUGCUGUUGGAGCCUCUAAGCAGUCCGAGGGAUCCUCUGUCCAGGCCACGCAGGUGAAGGUCGUAAACGAACAGCCUGAUUCUCUUCUUCCCACCACCUCUUUUGGUGGAUCCCCUACCAAGGUCACGACGCAAGGGCUUCCACCAUUUCCUGUUCUUGUAAAGCAAGAGGAUCAGGAAUAUCCCACAAUGUUUUCCGGAAAGAUGAAGCCGAUGGUAUCCUUGACCCAGGAGAAGCAGCUGACUACCGUGGAGGAAGAGGAUCAGGUCUCUGUUCACCUCGUAAAGCAAGAGGAUCAGGACUACCCAACUACGUUUUCCUCUGUCCAGGAGAAACAGCAGAAUAUUGUGGAGGAAGGGGAUCAGGGGCUCCCCACCACCUCUGAAAUAAAGCUGGCAGAGACUUCUACCGCCAAUGCCGCCGUAAAGCAAAAGGAUCAGGAGGCUCCCACCACCUCUUCGGGUCGCAAAACGGCUUGGGGAAGCAACCAGCCUUGGAAUGGCAAGAAGAAGGGAAAAUACGGAAAGAAUAAGGCAAAGUUAGCCAAGAAGUCGAAGGCAGCCUCUACCCAGCAGAAGCCGACGACUAUGGACGUUGGAAGCGAAGAGGAUGAGGACCUUAAAAAUUCAAUGCCUGUCGCGUCUGGAAAAGGAGCAAAGCCAAAGAAACUCAAAUUGGCAUCUGCCAAGGAGACCAGUGACGAAACUUUAGGAGCAGCAGCACCCUUUCCGUUGGCCCGUUGUGCCGCCAGUGCUGCUUUACCUGAGAAUCCACCACAGGAUGCAUUGAACGCCCUGCCGGACCUGGAGCAGAUGACGAUUAAGGAUCCAGAUCAGAUCAAGAUUGACCAGCUGCUCGCAGAGCUGGAUGAUCGCCUGUCUAGGCCAGCCGGAAACUUCUUUAAAUUGUCCAGGGGACGUGGAAACGGUGGACGUAAUGGACGUGGCGGGCGCAGGGCGGCAGGAAAUCCUUGGAACCAGCCGUACCAGGGUGUCUUCGGCUUGGAUCGCGGUCUUGAGAUGGAAAAAGUGGAGCAUAGCUUUAAGAUUCUAGAUUUUCACUUCUUAUUCGUCACCUGGAAGGGCUGCCCCGAAAUGGACACAGUCACUCUUCCGUCUGUCAGGUACUUGUACCCACAGCUUGUAAUCGACUACCUGGAGACCUUGAAGCGCAAACGUCGCUAAGGAGGCUUUGUGCCUGAAACUCGGAAACUAGUAUUAAGAAAAUCCAAAAAACUGCGUGAAAGUUCGAGAAAACGCACGUAGAAGAAAUGUAUUUUUUUUUGGUUGUCUGUGAUGUAUUUUAUUUUAUUGACAACGAUUUUUAUAUCAUAAUCCGAGCCUAACGAUAACUCGGAAACUAGUAUUAAGAAAAGCUGCGUGAAAGUUCGAGAAAACGCACGUAGAAGAAAUGUAUUUUUUUUUUGGUUGUCUGUGAUGUAUUUUAUUUUAUUGACAACGAUUUCUAUUUCAUAAUCCGAACCUAAAGAUAAUAUGUAAUAGUCUGUAUUUUGAGAAUCUGCAUUCAUUAUAUAUAUGUAAUGUAUUUGUCAACUUAAAGGAACGAAAAGAAAAAUGUAUACGCGUUGCGUACAAAAGUGCCAUUAAGAUUGCAGAGAUUACAUGAAAGAACAUAUUUGAAAAUAAAUCAUAAAAGGAACAUGUA